AUGUUCACGUUGCUGCUUGUCGCCUUUCUUUGCGGAGUCGCUGCCGACUCCGAGGCAGUGCGCCGUUCCUCCCUCCGAGGCAAGGAGUCCUCCGCCUCCUGGGGGGAUGAGCGUCGCCUUUGGGACGGCCGUCGGCGCCGGGAGCACGGGCACCACGAGGAGGAGCAGGAUGAGCACUGGGAGCAUCAUGAGCACCACGAGCACGAAGAUCACCGCGAGGACCAUGGGGAGCACCAUGAGGACGAGGACGAGGACCACUGGAAGCCUCAUUGGGGCCCACAUCCGGAGCCUCGAGAGUGCUUUCCGCAGUGUGACUUUUGCCAGAAUUGUGUCGAUGGCAUGUGUGUGGGCGCCCCCUGCAAGGCGCGGUGUUCAAUGUGCGACCCCUGCCAAACUUGCAAUGGCUUCGGCGAGUGCCUCGGCACAACAUGCGAAAUUCAGUGCGUAUUGUGCGACUCCUGCCAGACUUGUGUGGGAGGACAGUGUAUCGGCUCGUCUUGCCAAGACAAGUGUUUUUCGUGCAACACCAUGCCCAUGAUGUGCCCAGAUGGGCAGACGUCGAUUCCUGGCAGCUGCAUAAACGGCAAUUGCAUGCCAGGUUCGUGUGUCUAG
Symbiodinium sp. CCMP2592 is the source of this 612-nucleotide messenger RNA. The record is from the annotation of a GenBank genome assembly. Lineage: Eukaryota; Dinophyceae; Suessiales; Symbiodiniaceae.